AUGUACGGAUUAUGUAAUGCUAAUCAGUUCUUGUGGGAGACAAUUAUCGCAGCAUGUAAGUGCAUAUGCGAAAUAACCGUCACAGGUGUAAGACUACAUUCAUCACAAGACACGCACAACUUGUUUGGCACCUCAGAAUGGCAGCCUGCCAAGACAGGAGGUAGCAUAGCGUUGAGACACCGAGAAACAAGCGUUAUAAGAUCAACUUGGGGCCAGUCGUCGACAACGCAAGGCCUUGAAAUUACAAAUGAUUCUCACACGAACGACACUAGAUGUAACUUCAAGUGGAAAUAG
Molecule: messenger RNA, 294 nt
Organism: Ogataea haglerorum
Lineage: Eukaryota; Fungi; Ascomycota; Pichiomycetes; Pichiales; Pichiaceae
Exons: 1
Coding region: 1-294 (97 amino acids)
Source: RefSeq, a predicted model, not a curated record